Mucor mucedo is the source of this 1287-nucleotide messenger RNA. Its product is annotated as mannose-1-phosphate guanyltransferase. The record is from RefSeq and is a predicted model, not a curated record. The transcript has 4 exons. Gene Ontology annotation, cellular component: cytoplasm. Bases 102 to 1193 code for a protein of 363 amino acids. Gene Ontology annotation, biological process: cell wall mannoprotein biosynthetic process; GDP-mannose biosynthetic process. Lineage: Eukaryota; Fungi; Mucoromycota; Mucoromycetes; Mucorales; Mucoraceae. Gene Ontology annotation, molecular function: mannose-1-phosphate guanylyltransferase (GTP) activity; GTP binding.
CAAAAAUUCUGCAAUUCACUAUAAAUACUCUCCAAUUUUAAACAUCAUUUUUAUUUUGUUCUUUGCAUUUUUUUAUCGCAUUUUAAACAUCUUAUCCCAAAAUGAAGGCACUUAUUCUUGUUGGAGGCUUCGGUACACGUCUCAGACCUCUUACCCUUACACUCCCCAAACCUCUUGUAGAAUUCGCCAACCGACCCAUGAUUCUUCACCAAAUUGAAAGUUUGGCAAAGGCUGGUGUAACCGAUAUUGUCUUGGCUGUCAAUUAUCGACCUGAAAUUAUGGUGGCAGCUUUAAAAGAAUAUGAGGCAAUUUACAAUGUGACAAUUACCUUUUCUGUUGAAACGGAACCAUUAGGCACUGCUGGACCUUUAGCCUUAGCUCGUGAUAUCUUGACCAAAGAUGAUUCGCCCUUUUUUGUCUUGAACAGUGAUGUGAUUUGUGAUUUUCCUUUUGAGCAAUUAACGGAGUUUCAUCUGUCCCACGGCGGUGAAGGAACCAUUGCUGUCACAAAAGUGGACGAUCCUUCCAAGUAUGGUGUCGUAGUGAAUAGACCUGGCUGUACAAAAAUCGAAAGAUUCGUUGAAAAACCCAAGGAAUUUAUUUCAAACAAGAUUAACGCUGGUAUGUACAUUUUGAGUCCAUCUGUCUUGGACCGUAUCGAGCUUAAGCCCACGUCUAUCGAGAAGGAAGUCUUUCCAUUCAUUGCUCAAGAAGGACAAUUACAUACUUUCGACCUCGAUGGUUUCUGGAUGGAUAUUGGCCAACCUAAAGACUUUUUAACCGGAACUUGUCUUUAUCUAUCUCAUUUAGCCAAGAAAAAGCCCGAAGAUCUAGUACACCCCUCCUCAGAAUACGUUCACAAAGGCAACGUUAUGGUCCAUCCAUCUGCGAAGAUUGGUAAGGAUUGUCGUAUCGGACCCAAUGUUACGGUUGGACCAAAUGUUGUUAUUGGUGACGGUGUUCGCCUUCAACGCUGUGUUAUUUUAGAAGGCGUCGAAAUCAAGGAUUUUGCUUGGGUUAAUUCCAGUAUUAUUGGUUGGAACUCCACAAUCGGCCGUUGGUCUCGUAUUGAGGGGUGUUCUGUUCUUGGCGAUGAUGUAACUGUCAAUGAUGAAAUAUAUAUCAAUGGUGGAUCCAUUUUGCCUCACAAAGGUAUUUCUACAAAUAUCACUGAACCUCAAAUUAUUAUGUAAAUAUAUAUCUUUCCCUUUUCCAACCACAUCAUUACUACUAUUCAACUACCCUUAUAAUUUCAUUCAAAUUGAUCCCCUAACGACAACACCAUAU